UCUUAAUUAAUCCACAAAUACAUCAUGUUUCACAAGUCCUGGUGAUCAAUCUGUUUCCGAUGAUCAUCAUAAUAACUGUAUGUCAUCAUCAUCCUCCAUAAGCAUCUUCAUGAACAAUAUUUAAUGAUCCACCCUCUCUCAUGUUGCUGUUGAUAUCUAGCCAGAACUGCAUUACCUUUAAUUGUAUUUAGAACAAAAGCUUCUUGUUUUUUCCCCUUCUCCAUAUGAUUAAUAAUUAUCAGAUCACUACCCUUCAACUAUUUAACCACAACUGAAAGGAAAUUCGGAGCUGGAUAAUGGUUUCUCUUUGUUGUUGCUUUCAUAAUGAUGACCCAGGAGAGAAUGUCAACAGUUCCCACAGGGGCUUCAUGUACACAUUAUUCAACAAGUACGCAGCAGUAUUCAGCAACGAGGAAACUCUUGCCCUCCCUGCACACAACAGAGGGCCACCAACCCCUUCAGUGGAAUCCAAUGCAGCAGUAUUUAAUAUUACACAAUCCGAAACUAGCAUGAUUUCUCCAGGAAUCUUGCCAUUCGAAGCCAAUCCCGGACCCUCCAAUACCGCAGGCCAAACACACCAAGAAACAGAACGAGCAGCGCAAGGUAGGGACUGUACUGUCCUAGAAUUUGUGCCCGAAGAAGGUAAAUCAAGUGAAAACAACUCAAAGGCCCCAAUUAGCGUCUCAAAAGAAGAGGCAGAACCUGGAUAUCGUUACAUUCAUGCAUCCAUAGACGAGGAGGAUGUUUGUCCCACGUGCCUCGAAGAGUACAGUGUUGAAAAUCCAAGGAUAGUCAUGCAAUGUAACCACCAUUACCACCUUAGUUGUAUAUACGAGUGGAUGGAGAGAAGCCAAACCUGUCCUGUUUGUGGCAAGGUGAUGAUAUUUGAUGAAACAAGUUGAAUUCGCAGUAAAGCUUCCAGAUAUUGAAGAUGAGCAUUGGAUACAAGAAGGUUUUCCUUGGCAGGCCCCUCUAGACGUUCAUUUCAUUAUUUUAUUUUGUUAAAUUUGUUCGUAAAGAGGCGAGUUAGUGACUCAUUUUUUUAUGAAUUUUAUUUCCCUGUAAAGGUUUUUUAUGGAUUUGAUUCUUGCACUGUUGGUUCCAUUGAAGUUUUGAAUUUUAUUGCCGUAUAAAGUCUUGGAUUACUAUUUUAUUACA
Populus euphratica (Euphrates poplar) is the source of this 1158-nucleotide messenger RNA. RefSeq names its product E3 ubiquitin-protein ligase At3g02290-like. Lineage: Eukaryota; Viridiplantae; Streptophyta; Magnoliopsida; Malpighiales; Salicaceae. Gene Ontology annotation, molecular function: ubiquitin-protein transferase activity. The transcript is spliced from 5 exons. Bases 297 to 902 code for a protein of 201 amino acids. The record is from RefSeq and is a predicted model, not a curated record.